Molecule: messenger RNA, 994 nt
Organism: Nasonia vitripennis (jewel wasp)
Lineage: Eukaryota; Metazoa; Arthropoda; Insecta; Hymenoptera; Pteromalidae
Gene: RpS3
Product: 40S ribosomal protein S3
Exons: 4
Coding region: 211-939 (242 amino acids)
Biological process (GO): translation; positive regulation of apoptotic signaling pathway
Cellular component (GO): nucleus; cytosolic small ribosomal subunit
Molecular function (GO): RNA binding; structural constituent of ribosome
Source: RefSeq, a predicted model, not a curated record
AAAAAAAUGAAAAAUCUAAUUUUGAUUUUAAAACAUUCGUUUUAAUUGUAUUGGUGUCAGAACAACAUUAAUAACUUCUACGUCUAGGUCGUCUAGUGUUAAAUUUGACUUGGGUAGUAACAGCUACUGCGAUUUUCAGACGCUACGCGGAGCAGCAGUAGAGCAUGAUUUCCGGCUCCCUUUUUCUCCUUUCUGCCGUAAGCUCUCAUCAUGGCUAAUACGACGAUCUCGAAGAAGCGGAAGUUCGUUGGAGACGGAGUCUUCAAGGCUGAGCUCAACGAGUUCCUGACUCGUGAACUGGCCGAAGAUGGCUACUCUGGUGUGGAGGUUCGUGUCACACCACAAAGAACAGAAAUCAUCCUUAUGGCCACUCACACCCAGAGUGUCCUGGGGGAGAAGGGAAGGAGAAUCAGGGAGUUGACCUCUGUUGUACAGAAACGUUUCAACUUCAAAGAUCACAGUGUGGAGUUGUAUGCUGAGAAAGUAGCCACCCGAGGACUCUGUGCCAUCGCUCAGGCUGAGUCCCUCAGAUACAAAUUAAUUGGAGGACUUGCUGUCCGUAGGGCAUGCUAUGGUGUAUUGAGGUUCAUCAUGGAAUCUGGAGCUAAGGGUUGUGAGGUCGUUGUCAGUGGCAAGCUCCGUGGUCAGAGAGCAAAGUCCAUGAAGUUCGUCGAUGGACUCAUGAUCCACUCUGGUGAACCCACCAAUGACUACGUAAACACUGCUACCCGUCACGUUCUCCUUAGGCAAGGAGUGUUGGGUAUCAAGGUCAAGAUUAUGUUGCCAUGGGAUCCCAAUGGCAAGAAUGGACCCAAGAAGCCUCUUCCUGACAACGUCAUUGUUCAGGAACCCAAAGAAGAGACUUUGUACUCUGCCCCAGCAUCCGAAGCUAAGGUUGUUAAGGACUUACCAGCACCACCACCGGUCAAUGUGGCAUAAGCGUUUAAUGAACCAUUAAAUUUUCAAUAAAACUUCAAAAAAAAUCUAAAAAAUA